AUGCUUCUUUUUACAUUUAUUAAUUUUCAAAAAAUUUGCAUAGGUCGAAUUUAUGCAAAAGGGAAAGCAGACAAUUCAGCAUGCAUAAAGGAUAAUUUUGCUGAAGAGAGAUCCAAAAAGCCACACAUGUUUUUAAAACUCGGAACAUGUGGUAUGAAAAGCUUGCGAUCCAUUGAUCCUCGAGGAAUGUAUUAUGGAAUCACCAUAGUCGUUUCAUUCCAUACGCUACUUAUCACGAAGGUUGAUCAAGCAUUUCAUGUCAAAUGCUUUUUCGAAGAAGUCAGCCAUGGACUUGCAGCUAAAUUUGGUGUUAGUAUGAUAGCAACAACAGAAAUGGAGGCUCGUCAUCCUAUUCCAGGUUGUUCCUACAGUAUCCACGCUAGUAGUAUUGAUGAUCUUGAAGCUGGAAAACCUGCUGGUCCUAUAAUUAAAUAUGCUCGAGUUGGUGAUCGAGUCCUUCACCAAUGGCAUUGUGAUGAUCUAAUGUAUGGCAUACUAAUCAAUAAUUGUUAUGUUACUGAUGGAUUUGGUAAACGUACCGAAGUUAUAGAUUCGAAUGGGUGUUCGGUUGAUCCAAUUCUCAUUACGGGUAUUCGAUAUUCAGCCGAUUUGCAACGAGCUUACGGAGAAAGCAUGGUGUUUAAAUUUGCUGAUCGACCAGGUGUUUGGUUUUUUUGUCAAAUUCAAAUGUGUAUGAAAAAGGAAGGAAUGUGUCAAGGAAUUACGCCGCCAACUUGUGCUUCGCAAACUGGAAAUAUCGCUUAUAUUACUGAAGAGGAGGAAGAGAUGCAAAAAAUUUCGGGAAGGAUAAGACCAUUAUCAUUAACACCAUCAUCUGCGAAAUCAGGAAGAUUGGAAAACGAAGUUGAAACCAUUGAAGGACUUUCAUCCGCAUUUGACCUGAGUAAUGCGAUUGAAUAUGAAGAAAGUGGUGGAAUUUACGAUGAAUUAGUGUUUACUACAAAUAGUCCGAGAGAUAAACAUCGAAGAAUAAUAGCAAAACAGAAAAUUUCAACAGCAAAAACCACUAAAGUUGCAUUAGUAACUACAGUGUUUGAGACGACUGAUAAAUAUAAUGUUGAAGACAAACGUGAGAAUGAAGAAAUUGGGAAACCGGUUGGCGGAAAAGAAUAUAAAGAGAGAGAUUAUGAGGAUAUAACAAUAACGUCUAAUUUCAAUGAUUUAUUGGCCAAUUUACCAGAUGAAGUCAAUGCUGAUUCCUUGCAAAAAAUGUUUCGUGAUUCGGUAGAAAAUCGACGUGUUCUUAUGCGAAGUUUUGAUUAUUUUAUGAAUCAGGUAUCUUGGGAUUCAGCUCGCUUGGCAGAUAAGCCAUUAAUGGAAGCUUCAACUAUUGAUUUGGACAAUGAAAAUCGUUUAAUGAGACAAAAUAUUGAUACAGUUAUGCCAUCGAUACGUAGCGGUGAAAGUUCAUCAUCAAUGAUUGCUGGUCAACUAAUUAUUUAUGAUUUGGAUGAAGAACCACCAGUUGCUAACCAACCAAGGAGGAAAAGAGGUAAAAUUAUGGCUCAAUUAAGUUGA
This is a messenger RNA of Cercopithifilaria johnstoni, 1539 nucleotides long. The record is from the annotation of a GenBank genome assembly. Lineage: Eukaryota; Metazoa; Nematoda; Chromadorea; Rhabditida; Onchocercidae.